CUGUGCUCCGUGCAUUGAACGCCUUAGCGUCGAAACACUUGAAAUCAAUUUACGCGACUUCCUCGCGUUCGGUGGACCCGCGUCGUUUCCUGGUUAAUUUGGUCUCUACAACUUUUUAAGAGUUAGCUCUUAGCUCUUGACUUUUUCUACACAUUGACCUUCUCCCUUUACAUCUUUACAUCUUUACAACUACAACUUCAUGCUUACCUUGGACAAAAAGAAAUAUCAACCCAAAAACCAACACAAUAAGCAGAAACAGCAAUAAUAGUCAAGAUGGUACGAUCUACUCUCGGAAAGAGGACUAGAAGUACAAAGGAUAUUGAGGCUCCAGAUGUCUCCGAUACGCCUACAAAGCGAACAAGACGCCAAACUCGCAGCUCGCAGCUCCUUAACGAUGAGAAUGUUAGCCCAGAGGAAUCCGUCAACAGUGACCAAUCCAAUUGCGAUAGUGACGCAGAGGUACCAGUCGCCAAGACAUCCCCUUCUCAACGAGUCCACAGUGCAGAUAGUAGCAAACAAACAUACACACCACUUACGCCGAGUACGCCUCGAUUCCGAGAUGCUCUUUCCAAAGUACCUGUCACCCCUCGUCAUCGGGUCAUGUCAGCAGGUAGAAUCUCGAAGCGACUUUUUCCGCAGUCACCUCUCACACCCACCGCAAUACAAACCGUGUAUCACCACGCACGUCAACUCUUCUCCCGAAGCGCUGAACCUGGCCAAUUGAUUGGACGAGACAACGAGCGCGUACAGCUUAAGGAAUUUCUACAGCGAUGCUCGAAGUCUCAACCCAGUGGAUGCAUCUAUGUCAGCGGACCUCCAGGGACGGGAAAGAGUGCGAUGGUAAACGAAGUCACACAAGAGCUAGCCGAGUCGGGUGUUGUCAAGAAGGUGUACGUCAACUGUAUGAGCAUCAAAUCGUCCAAAGACCUUUAUGGAACACUUGUGGACCAAAUUUGCGACGAGACAGAUAUACCCGACGGAGAUGUGGCAACGACAAUCCAGAAAAUCUUUGUGCCGCGCAAAAAGUCGGCAGAAGUCUACCUAGUUGUUCUAGACGAGAUUGAUCACAUACUCACACUGGACCUCGAGAGUCUAUACCAGCUAUUUGAAUGGUCUAUGCAGAAGUCAUCGCGCCUCGUCCUAGUUGGCAUUGCGAACGCACUAGACCUGACGGACCGAUUUCUCCCACGCCUCAAGUCUCGCAACCUAAAGCCAGAGCUCCUCCCGUUCUUGCCAUACUCGGCAGCACAAAUCAAGACAAUAAUCACUACACGCCUAAGGAGCCUCGUGCCAGAAGGCAGUCCCCUCCCAUUCAUUCACCCAGCGGCCAUUGAACUCUGUUCUCGCAAGGUAUCAAGCCAAACGGGCGACUUGCGCAAAGCUUUCGAAAUCUGCCGAAGAGCCAUUGACCUCGUGGAGAUGGAGACGAAGCAGAAGCACGAGGCUGAUAUCAAGGAGAAGAUGCUCCUCGCUACGCCGUCCCGAAAACCCUUGGGAGAGAACAUGAACCAAUCCUCGCCAUCAAAACGAUCAUCAGAAACAGCGAUGUUAGCAGAAUCGUUGAAAGCCCUGACACCGGAAACGGCACCUCGCGUGAGCAUAGCGCAUCUGAACAAGAUUACUGCUGCCGCUUUUAGCAACGGAACAAAUCAACGACUUAAGACUUUGAACUUGCAACAGAAGGCAGGAUUGUGCUCUCUGAUGGCCCUCGAAAAGCGAAACAGGGCAUCUCAAGCCUCAUCGGUCUUGUCUACGCCAUCCAAGUCGCGAACCAUCGCCCCAAGCAUCAAGACGUUAUACGAGACAUAUAGUCUUCUAUGCACUCGAGAAUCAGUGCUACAUCCGUUGUCUAGUUCGGAAUUCCGAGAGGUCAUGGACAGUCUCGAGACGUUGUCCCUGGUCUCCGCUGUCGACGGAAAGACGGGUUCUUUCGCCAUGUUACAUACACCAAGCAGGAGAGGGAAGAAGAAUGCAUUUACAUCGGGGGCCGGAUUGGCGGAUGAAAGAAGGGUUGCGAGCUGUGUUGGGGAGAAGGAGUUGGAGCAAGCUAUAGAAGGGCUCGGUGCUGAUAUUCUGAAGAGCAUCUUGAGCGGCGAGGCGCUGGAUUAGCCAUCUGCAUUUACAAAACGGUUCUUUCAUGGAGGCGGCAUGGCAUUGGCGGCAUGGCAUUAACGGCAGGACAUUGACGGCGUUUGGGUUGCGUACGUACCUUUGAUACGAACUUAGCAUAAGAUGCCCUCUAAUGAGGAUAAAUGAGAAUAAUGUAAUAGGCACUUCCAGCCAGAUAUGGACAAGGAGCUUCAUGAUGAUCCAUGUUUAUUGUGAUUCGUCCAUUUACUACUACCUAGGUACGAUACGGUACGGCGGCACCUCCUGAGAUUCCGUCAUUUUCAGAAUCACAGACAUUUUCCCCUCGUUUUGUCACUUUCGACAAUCUUCCUACAGGCAGGCAGCAAUGCAGUAGUAUCGCGCAUCUUGACAAGGUCCAUUGUAUGCAGUGUGACUGGUGAUAAUAAUU
This is a messenger RNA of Hypoxylon fragiforme, 2518 nucleotides long. Its product is annotated as cell division control protein Cdc6. Gene Ontology annotation, molecular function: DNA replication origin binding; ATP hydrolysis activity. The record is from RefSeq and is a predicted model, not a curated record. The coding region runs from base 274 to 2109 and encodes 611 amino acids. NCBI's taxonomy places the organism in Eukaryota, Fungi, Ascomycota, Sordariomycetes, Xylariales, Hypoxylaceae. Gene Ontology annotation, biological process: DNA replication initiation; mitotic DNA replication checkpoint signaling; cell division. The transcript has 3 exons. Gene Ontology annotation, cellular component: nucleus.